UACAAAACAUAAAUGGAAUGGCGCCUCAACGAUUAGUGGGCGUGGUUGACCUGGAGAGUUGUAUGACCUUCGUCAAGACGGUGGCGCCGCCAAUGUGCUAUAGAGUCGCACUACGCUAAAUAACAUGUUCGCGAAUAUGGCGUUUACUCUGAUCAAGUGGGUUUCGGUGUAAGAACAAUGGACCGAUAGCGCUCUGCCGAAGAAUUGAACAAAAUUCUGAAAGGUCAUAAAAGAUCCAUAAUGAAUAAGAUGGGAACGGCCUACCAUCGUCAAAAUAUGUGCAACGAUUUGCUGUUCUCCUUUGGUGCAAUAGCUGAUGUUCAGUGCGGCGACCUGGAUGACCGUGAAAUUCCAACUCUUCCAAAGCGGUACUAUCGUGGUGCGCUUUCGAAUCUUGGAGACGCUGUCAAUUUCUGGAACGAAAGAUGCCAGCGUCCAUCCUUUGUUCUUCAGCUUGGGGAUGUGUUGGAUGGCUUCAAUGUGACACGUGGUGGGAAAGAUCAGUCGAGACAAGUCCUUGUUAACGUCCUCAAGGAAUGUUCGGGGUUCAAGGGCGAGUUCCACCACGCAUGGGGCAACCAUGAAUUCUAUAACUUCACGAGACUAGAGCUUCUGAACUCCCCUCUCUUCUCAGGAAAAAAGUACCUCGAACAGUGCCAUCUACGUGCUUAUAAGCGAUCCCUUUGUCAAGAAACCCACUUGAAUUUGUUAGGUUCUGACUCCAGCCAACGUAUUUUGCAAGGUGGGACUGUGACAAAUUUGGUCAGUCCCCAUGGAUUCACCGAUGAGACCACACCAGCAUAUUAUGACUUCAGUCCUUUCAAAGGUUUUAGGUUUGUUCUACUUGACACAUUUGAGAUAUCCACAAUCGGUUACUCCAAUGUAGACUGUCCAGAAAGGGAAGCGGCUCUCAAGAUAUUAAAGGUACACAACAAAAACCAGUUCUUAAAUGACUUUUCAGGAUUAGAAGGAAAAGACCGAAGAUUUUGCAGUUACAAUGGCGGUAUCAGCAACAGGCAGUUACAAUGGCUAAAGGACGUUCUCUGCAGAGCUUUCAACCACCGAGAGAAAGUGAUUGUGUUUGGCCAUGUACCUAUCUAUCCAGAAGUAAGCUUGGAUGAUUGUCUAGUGUGGAACUACCAAGAUGUCCUCUCCAUCCUUCAGUCCAACCAGUGUGUCAUCGCGACAUUGUUCGGUCACACUCAUCAGUAUAGACACCUCACUGAUGAAACAGGUAUUCAUCAUUUUGUUUUACCAGGAGUCGUAGAAUGCCAGCCAGGAUCAAACGAUUUCUUGACCUUUGAUAUGUCUGCUGAGGGUAUGGUUGUGAACAGAGCUGGUGAAAUAUUGCCUUUGACAUUGGAAUACAGAAAGAUGAAUAAAUCCAUGGAUCCAUUACAUAACAUCUGAUGAAACGGGUUUUCACCAGUUCUGCCAGGAGUCGUAGAAUGCCAGCCAGGAUCAAAUGGUUUCUUUACCUUUGAUAUGUCUACUGAGGGUAUGGUUGUGCACAGAGCUGGUGAAACAUUGCCUUUGACUCUGGAAUACAGACAGAUGAAUAUAACCAUGGAUCCAUCACAUUACAUCUGAUGAAAUGGGUUUUCACCAGUUUGUUCUGCCAGGGGUCGUAGAAAGCCAGCCAGGAUCAAACGGUUUCUUGACCUUUGACAUGUCUUCUGAGGGUAUGGUUGUGCACAGAUUUGGUGAAACAUUGCCUUUGACUUUGGAAUACAGGAAGAUGGCCGUGGGUCCAUGAUACAACCGAUGAAACUCUGCCUUGAUUUAAUCAUCUGCUGUGCAUGCGACCAUCCCAGGACCAAAAUCCAAUUGAAACCAGUUGGAUUUCCAACUGGUUUCAAUUGGUUUCAAUUGGUUUCAACUGGUUUCAAUUGGUUUUAACUGGAAUUUAACAAUUUCCAGUUGAAACCAAUUGAAACCAGUUGGGCAACUGGAAAUCCUAACUGGAACCAGUGAGUUGGGUAACUGGAAAUGACUUCCAAUUGGGAAUGAUUUCUAACUGGAACCAGUUGAGUAACUGGAAAUCCCAACUGGAACCAGUUGGGCAACUGGAAAUCCUAACUGGAACCAGUUGGGUAACUGGAAAUGACUUCCAAUUGGAAAUGAUUUCUUACUGGAACCAGUUGAGUAACUGGAAAUCCCAACUGGAACCAGUUGGGCAACUGGAAAUCCUAACUGGAACCAGUUGGGUAACUGGAAAUGACUUCCAAUUGGAAAUGAUUUCUAACUGGAACCAGUUGGGCAACUGGAAAUCCUAACUGGAACCAGUUGGGUAACUGGAAAUGACUUCCAACUGGAAAUGAUUUCUAACUGGAACCAGUUGAGUAACUGGAAAUCCCAACUGGAACCAGUUGGGCAACUGGAAAUCCUAACUGGAACCAGUUGGGUAACUGGAAAUGACUUCCAAUUGGAAAUGAUUUCUUACUGGAACCAGUUGAGUAACUGGAAAUCCCAACUGGAACCAGUUGGGCAACUGGAAAUCCUAACUGGAACCAGUUGGGUAACUGGAAAUGACUUCCAAUUGGAAAUGAUUUCUAACUGGAACCAGUUGGGCAACUGGAAAUCCUAACUGGAACCAGUUGGGUAACUGGAAAUGACUUCCAACUGGAAAUGAUUUCUAACUGGAACCAGUUGGGUAACUGGAAAUCCUAACUUGAACCAUUCAGUUGUGUAACUGGAAAUCCUAACUGGUACCAAUUGGGUAACUGAGAUGACUUCUAACUGGAAAGAUGGGUAACUGGAAAUGAAUUCUAAUUGGAACCAGUUGGGUAACUGGAAAUUAUUUCCAAUUGGUUUCCAAUUGGAAAUUUUCCAGUUACCCAACUGGAUCCAAUUGAAACCAGUUAAUUUGCAUAUUAUUUGCCAGUGUGCACAGAUUAAUGUUUUAUGAGAUUAAUCAUCAUUAACAAUGUAUCUAUUUAAUUCUUUACAAUUUCAAGUACCACACUUUUUAAAGAUUAGUAUUUAGAAUACUUAGCAGUGAAAACCAUGUUCAUAAAUGUUAUAGAUUAUAAUUAAAACAGAUUAAAGGAUAAUUAGUACACCACUAACUGUUACCAAAUUACAUCAAAUAAAAGUACAUAUAUUUGAAGAUCUUCCAUAUAAAUAUAUAUACAUGAAAGUCUGUAUUUUAUCAAUGCCCUUUACAUUGGUAUUAAUAGACAUAUCACUGCUUCUGUGUUGGCAUGAGAAAUAGUUACUGCAAAUGCUAAUUAAUUUGUAACUAAUUAAGUUCGUUCCAACUGGAAGUUCCAAUUGGAUCCAGUUGGAAACCAAUUGGUUUCAACUGGUUCCAGUUGAAACCAGUUGCCUCCAAUUGGUUUCAACUGGAACCAAUUGAAACCAGUUGCCUCCAAUUUGGAUUCAAUUGGUUUUAAUAGGGAAAUUGGAACAACUGGAACCAAUUGACAACAAUUGGCAACUGGUUUUCAAUUGGUUUUUAACUGGAACCAAUUGGCAACUGGUUUUCAAUUGGAACCAGUUGUUCCAAUUUCCCUAUUGAAACCAGUUGGCCAACUGGUUUCAAUUGGUUUUGCCCUAAUUGGUUUUAACUGGAUUUUGGUCCUGGGAUGCCUUCGAUAAAACAUACUGUUUUGUUACAAGUUAUUGAAAUCCUUGCAUCUCAUUGGCUCAGAGCAGAUUUGUCAAGAAGAUUCAUGAAAAUCUUCCCAGUGAUCACGCUGUUCAAAAUUUUUAAAGGGAUACUCCGGGCUGAAAAUAUUCAUAUCUUAAUAAAAAGAGUAAAAUUCACGAAACAAAGUGCUGAAAAUUUUAUCAAAAUCGGAUAACAAAUAAUGAAGUUAUUGAAUUUUAAAAUUUAGCAUUAUUUUAUGGCAAUAGUUAAAUACACAUCAUCAUUAAUAUUCAUUAGGUGGGCUGAUGAUGUCACAUCCCCACUUUCCUUUUUCAUAUGUUAUUACAGAAAUAAUAAUUGUUUCAUUUUUUCAUUCAUGUGUGAAUAACCUGUCUCCUCUAUGAUGAAAUAAGUUGCAGCAAUUUAUAUCAAAUGCACUCAUCAGUUGUCAAUCCAAUUUUUUCAGUUCUUGGUAGAAAAACAUUGAAUAAACCUAAUUUCAUUUAAUAAAAUACAGAAGAACAAGUGUGGAUAUGACAUCAUCAAUUUGCUAAUUGAAUAUUAAUGAAGACAUGCCUAGAACUGUUUCAAUGGAAUAAUGCAAAUCUUUAAAAUGCCAUAACUUUGUUAUUCGUUGUCCGAUUUGGAUCAAAUUUUCAGUGUUUUGUUUGUCCGAUUUUCUUUAUCUGUUUAAAUCAUAUCAUUUUCAACCCGGAGCAUCCCUUUAAGCACGUUGUUUAAGCCUGUCGCUCAAACAACUAGUUUAAACAAGUUAUUUAACUUAAGAGCUUCAAGAUUUAAACAACCUGUGUAACUUUAACAACUUACAGUUUUGAAUUAUUUUUACUUGGAAAAUUUUGUUUAAAUUAAUGUUUAACUUUUUUACUCAAAUUGUUUAUACGUUUUAACAAUGGGCUUAAGAUUUCAAACAGCGUUUUUACAGUGGUAUAUACUGUGCAAGUAUUUAGUGCAGAGUACUUAUAGUCACAAUUGCAUUCCAUUGCCAGAGAGUGAUGACCCUGGCCCUUUAAGGUGAUGUGUUCCAUACCAUGCAUACGACGGUGCAACGAAUAUGUUUAAGGUCAGGUUUCUUUUCAAGCUUGUGAAACAAACCGGGAGAGCCUUAUCUCACCUACGCCAGCCAGGCUACAACAUAAAGCACCUUCAGGAACCAUUUAUCUCUUAUUCAAUUUUCAUUCCAGUCAGACUUAUGAGUAUGGCAGGGUAAAUGUUAGCAUGCACAGUAGUGGACUUUAGUAAUUUUUCAGUUUCUUACCCCAUGAGAAUCAAUCUUAACUGGUAUAAAGGACUGGUCAGUCCGACGAAAAAAAAUUGUCAAAAUCAACCAACCUAUUAGUAGAAUACUGACAUAUUUUUUAUCGGUCGGACUCAUAUUCACCAACAUAUUAUUUACUUUGACCAAUACAUUUAAGAGUGUUUUUUUUUCAAACUCACUAAAUUUUGUGUCUCGCGGAAGAGUUUUGAUUCACAUUAUUUUACAGUAUGUCGUUGAAAAGUAAAACGGCAACAAUAACAACAAUUGUGAGACCAUAUCCGUAAUUUUCCGCACAAUGUCUUAUGACCAAUUAUAUAUAUUUAAUUCUUCGUGAGUUAAUAAUACUGUCUUAAUCUUCAAGUUUCUCAAACAGUCACUGUCGUACGUCUUGAUAUGAAAAAACAUUUUUUUAAUCAUUAUUAUCUUAAAUGCAUGAUUAACUGAUUGAAACAUGUAUUUAUGCCCACUGGUCACAAAACUCUGCUCGAUUAAAAUGAUUGGAUAUGAAGGGGUGAAGGGGUAAAAUAAUCUGUUUCCACCUUAAUCAAUUUUAGCAAUAUUUUCUUUUUUAAUAUAGGAUAGUUGAAAAAGCCAGUGAAUAAAUACUAAUUUACUUUAUUCUCUAUCAGGUUUUAGCCACAUCCGGUGUGAAUAUGAUCCAUAAAGUAACAUUAAUUUGAUUAUUACUUAUUCCUUGCAUUAAACUGUAAAUAUUUCUUUUUGUUUUCAAUGCCAUAAUAUAUUUUUUGUAUCUUAGAAUUUAUCUGAAGGUUCAUGAUGGGUUUAACGAAUAUCUGCUCUUCUUUAUUUUGGGGACUAUAUUCCUAAUGACUUCUUAGAAGAUGUUUUAUCCAUAUUUAUUAUGAUCGGAUUGUGCAUUUUUAUUGUCAAUUUUCCAAGUAAUUUCAUGUGAUGUAUAAAACCAUUUCGGUUUUGACAAGUAAAUCCACCUUUUUUUUAAUUAUAUUUUAUAACUUUUUAAAAGCGAUGUUUUUUUUUAUAUGAGUCAGGGUAUGAAAUUCGAGAUAUUGAUAAGAUUGUGUACAGAAUGAAAUUAUUUAAUAUCAUAAAUUGGGCACAUCUGUGCUACAUGAUGCUAUAAUGUUGAUCUUUCAUACUAUGUCUUUUAAUAAUGUCUUUGAGCAAAGUUUUGCCUUCUUAAUCUUUAUUCGAUCGUCUAAACAAAGAUAUCCUCUACAUUGAAAAAUUAUAAAAGAACACCAGCCAGUGUUGAGCCAAGUCCACACCCUUAGGUGUUAAGAAUAUACACCAUCAAAUUUGAAUACACUGCACCAAUUAGUGUCGAUGCAGAAUAGCACCUAUGGGUGUUGAACUCGCACCAUAAAUUUAACACUCGUGUAAAGUGCUUGAUACGCAUGUUUAUCUCUGUUUACACCGUCUGGUCUAAGAUUUAACACCAUUGGUUUUUUUGCAGUGUAAUGACUGUAAAUUAUAUAAAAAUGACCUUCCAUGCACCCUAUUCGAAAUAACAUUCAGAUUUAUUUUUUCAAGGUAUAAUAACUGCUCUAGAAUACAAUGCAAAUAUAAUAUUGAAAAGGCCUAGUUUUUAAAAGGAUUUUGACAUAAAGCAAAAAGAGACCUAGCAUUUUUUAUUAACCGAUAUUUCGAAAAAAAUCGCAAAAAAAUCUACACCAUGAUAUUUGAUAUCUUAUAAAGAAGUGUGAAUGAUAUAGCACGAUAGGAUAUUAAUUUAGACCAAAUAUUAACACAUAUCCAUAUACGGACAAACAUUUAUGUCUAAUUUUUUAUAUACUGUACAUCUAUUCCUUUCGUUAUUUUGCAAACCCUACAAAAUUACAAAAAAAAUUAAUCGGGAGUUUGAAAACAAUAUCGGUCUUUUUUAUUCUGAUGAGAUUUUUUGUUUAAAAUAGAAAAAUCAUCUUGUUCAUUUUGAAACUCGGGGUACUUCAGAAUCAUGAAUGACUAUUAAUAUUAGAUUACAUUGUAGGUCUGAAUUGCAA
Molecule: messenger RNA, 6850 nt
Organism: Lytechinus pictus (painted urchin)
Lineage: Eukaryota; Metazoa; Echinodermata; Echinoidea; Temnopleuroida; Toxopneustidae
Product: manganese-dependent ADP-ribose/CDP-alcohol diphosphatase-like
Exons: 3
Coding region: 241-1410 (389 amino acids)
Molecular function (GO): CDP-glycerol diphosphatase activity; ADP-ribose diphosphatase activity; 2',3'-cyclic-nucleotide 2'-phosphodiesterase activity
Source: RefSeq, a predicted model, not a curated record